Molecule: messenger RNA, 9959 nt
Organism: Lymnaea stagnalis (great pond snail)
Lineage: Eukaryota; Metazoa; Mollusca; Gastropoda; Lymnaeidae
Source: the annotation of a GenBank genome assembly
GUUGUGAUAUCGAAAUGCUGCCGUCCCUACCAACAAUUCCUUGCGCGCCACGUCCUCAGUAGAUUGUACGAACGUGGAAGUUACUAAAUUGUGAAAAUGAAUAUUUUUCGGCUUGUUGGGGAUAUGUCCCAUCUCUUAGCAAUAGUUUUACUAUUGCUGAAGAUGUGGAAAACAAGAUCUUGCGCCGGUAAGCUUGUUUAAAGUCUGGGUUUUAAAUUAUUAUUGUGGGAGGAUUUUAAUUGUUUAUGUUCGUUGCGACGUUCCGUACGAUUGAAUCAUUCAUCAUAUUCAUAACACUACUACUACUAGGCAUUGGAUAGCCUGAAUGAAUACAGAUACGGUGGAAAAGCCUACCGUUAUCAACUAGCGUCAUCAAAUAUGAGCGUUUCGGUGCAUACUGCAACUGCGGACUAACGUAUUGGCCCAAUUCGUAAAUCCAGCCACCCUCCCUGAGUGAUUACCCCUCCCACACACACACACAUGCACUCUACUUAUAUUAUACUACCAAUACCAUGAAAUGCAGUGCACUGGGGAGUUUUCUAUUUUACAUUUGCCCUAAAUCUGAUAAAAUUUCUUUGACUCAUUGGGGACAUGCAAGUGCUUAUAUUAUAUGAAUAGACCUAUACUAUGAUUAAGUUUGAGAAGUAAGUAAGCCUAAAACUAAAAUCUAAAACUAAAAAUGUGUUUACAACACUUCACAAUAUCAUAUAUUAAUAUUGCUACCUCACAAUGACUGGGACCAACUAUACUUAGUAAUACUAUAGGCCUAGUAUAUAAAUUCUAAUUAUUUUAGCUCAAUAUUGUAGAUACUUUGUUCAAAAAUUUAAACAUUUUGUAAAAAUAAACCAAUGGCAUAGUUGAAUAGAGCUAAAUUUGUACAGAAUUAUAACACCAAAAUUAUAUUUUUAGCUGUUGUAGUUUUAAAGUUAUGAAUUUUUAAAGUACGACUUGGUUUGUCCUUUUUUAACAUGGACUGCAUCUCCACAUUCUGUGACCUCAUUCCGCCGAUCACGUCAUGCGCAAUGACUAUAUAGUUUAUAUAAGGCUAAGGCAUUCCCUUAUCACUAAAAUACUGUUUAGGGUCGAUUUAUUUUAAACUUUCAACUUUGGCACAUGAAUAAUUAAUUAAAGCUUUCAUUGACCAAUGGUUUAAUAGUUUUUGCACACGGCAAACACUUAUGAAUGAAACUCUGAGAUAGUACUACGAUAUAGCCGUUAUGCAAGUGGCUGUGAAUGGUUGCCAAUGACAACGUGUUGCACACGGAAAUAGUACUACGAUAUAGCCGUUAUGCAAGUGGCUGUGAAUGGUUGCCAAUGACAACGUGUUGCACACGGAAAUUUCUGAUCAUUUAUAAUAUGGACUCUACAGGGUUUUUAAAGCUCAAAUUAAAACGUUCCAGUUUAAAUGUCUUCAAAAUGCAUUCUGAAACACAAGUUAUCAAAUAUUUUGAUGUAUAUAGUGGUAAUAAUUAAAUAUUUCUUAAGUAUCGGCAACUUCCGCCAUUAAAAAGGGGGCGUGGCCCAUGCCAUGUCGAAAUAAGGCUGAGCCCCCUUAUGGUGAUAUGGGUCACUGGGAGAAGCGUAGCGAACGUGGGACACGACCUACAUCAAUGAGAAUUGGCACAGAUAUAUAUCAAUAUCUAAUGCCUUACACGAUUUAAUAUGAAAGACCUGUUCCUUUUAUUUCACAAAAAAUUUUGUAUUUGAAGAUGCCUUAUAUAUACCAAAGAUUUUCAAAAUGAAGUUCGAUUGAAAAAAGCAAAAUAGUUGGAUGGAAAUGUAGGUCAAGAUGUCUUCCAAAUUAUAAGGCCGGAAACGGAACUCAAAUAUAUGUCCAAAUAACUAAUUUAAUAAUAAAUAGACACACACAUCUGAAAAUUAAAAACUCGGAUUUUUCGGCGCCGACGCCCAUUUCCGAUACAAAAAAAGUAGUAGUCUGCCUUGUUUUAUCGAAGUAUCUACAAUAUUGUAGGCAAAUGUUUGAACAUUCACUAUCACAUGUCCACAACCUCAUAAACAUACAAAAAUAAUCUCCAAAACAUACUAAUACUACAUAGCUUACCCCAUUUCCAUUAAUUUUAGAAAUGCUAAAUGUGAAACAAUUUUAAGUGAAUAACAUACAUGUCAUAUCUGCUGGGCUCUCACACAGUUGUCACACUGAAUUUAUUAGUUGAAAAGUGAAUUGAAAGCUAAGCUAAUCAAAUUUUAGGAAUUAGGUGACCGCCUAACAAGUGUUGGUUUUUUAUAAAUUUAAUACACUAAUUUUUGUGAGGUUGUGUCGUGGUUGUUGAAACAGGUAAAAGUUCUGAUGUAGCCAUUGCAAUCUGUCAGUGCAAAACCCAUAACAUUAUAAUUAGGUAUCUGUUUUGAACAUUGAAGUCCGGCGACCGGAUGAAUAAGUUCUCGAGAUAUUUGCCGGCGACCAGGUCACAUGACCGCCGUAACAAAGUUGGGCGAGAUAUCUGUCCAGCAGCCUUGUCAUGUGACUACUAAUAGUCAAUCAUAAAAUUGGCGUCAGUGAUGCAUGGGGGUGACGAGUAUACACUUCAUUUCAAGAAAUAAGUGGGGGGAGGGGGUGAAGCAAUGCAUACUAAAAGUAAAAGGUACUGAGAGUAAGAGAGAAAGGAUAAAAAUGAUAGGGAAGGUGAUUAAUAAUUAAGGCCGGGAGGUCGAAAGUUCACAAAGAAAAUAGACCCUACAUCUUAAUAUAGGGCCAAUAUAGUGUGCUGUUGGGGUAGCCUUCUAACUCACGCAAUAUUAAUUACCUAAAAUAAGCCUUUUUUUACUGUAGGACUAUUGACAGUUUACUGGCAAGUAUUGGUCUUAUUUUCUUGGGUUGAUAUUUUAAAUUUAUGCUACUAGGUCGAGUUUUAUAAGAUAUUUAAACCAAGAUAACGGAAUUAUUUUUUUUAAAAUUUUGCCAGCGACCUCUUGUCUCAUGACAUGUCUGCCGGAAUAAUAACACAUACCAGUCGUCCGGCUGUCAUGUAACAUGCCCACCGGAAGAAUAUCUCCUGCACUAUCUGUCCGGUCACCGGACGUGUAGACACUGCCUAAGAACAUAGUAAAAAUGAAAACAUUAGGGCUAUAAGCCAGUAUAAAAGUAUAGCCCAAUUAAUUUAGUCCUACAGUCUAAGUAAAGAACAUUGACUGAUAGCAUUAUGUGUAGGCAUGGUCAUAUUUGUAUAUGAAGUUUAGCUUUGUUGUUGUUUGCUAAUUUGACCACCAUUCUGCAUACUGCCUUUGAUGUUGAACAUAUUUGUUUUAAUAAAAUAAAAUUGUUUUAAAACAAUAAUUUAGUAUUUUAUUUGUAUAUGUGCUACCAUAAAGAAUUGUUUCCAAGUUAAAAAAUAUUUUUAUAUUUAUAUGAAUAUGGUAAUUUUUACCCCACCUCCAACGUAUGCAUUCUCAACUUACACCAACAAUGCCAGAACCACUUAUGGCUUAACCUCUGGGUAUUACUUGGAUUUACUUCCCUUUUUAACUGGAACACCGGGCUAGCUAACCAGGAUAAGCAUCACUUGUGGGUGACACCUAAUAAAGAAAUUUAUAAAAAGCCUUGCUUUUUGAAGGGUGUUUUUAAAAAAAAAAUAUUAUUCUGGUCUCAGUUUGCACCAAGGAUAAAUAAAUAUGUAAAAUUUAGGAACUAAGUAAUAACACACAAACUGCAUUUGACAAAAAUAUUAUUAAGCUUGAUUUGAAUGACUAACUAGUAUUUCAUCAAAUUACCUACUGGAUUUCUAUGUAAUAUUAUAUUAAAUGCACUUGGCAAAAGAAAAAAUUUAGUCCAGGAGUUAAUUGCAAUAUUUUUUUUUUUGUGCAGGUAUUUCUGGUAAAAGUCAGAUUCUUUUUGCAAUGGUUUUUGCUUCCCGUUACUUGGAUCUGUUUACAACAUUCAUUUCCCUCUACAAUUCAACUAUGAAGAUAUUUUUUAUCUCAACCUCCUUGCUUACUGUAUAUCUCAUGUACUUCAAGUUUCGGGCUACUUAUGAUGCAAACCAUGAUACUUUCCGCAUGGAAUUCCUUGUAGUUCCUGUAGGGGGCUUGGCUUUCUUGGUAAACCAUGAGUUUAGUCCAUUGGAGGUUAGUAUUGCCUUAACAACUUUUUUUUUUCUUCUGUAUGGAAACAUUUUAUUUAAAAUAGAGCUAUUAUGAUUAAAAUUCUAGUUAUUGUGGUUUUCAUUAAAAUAAAUUUACGAAUCAUUUUUCAUAAGAUUGAUAUUUUUACACCAUAGUUGGUUCAUAGUUAUUAUUUGCUAAAGAUUAAGGCAGUCCCUGUUUUGUCUUUCUGUGCCUAUUUUCUGGUGUCUGGCUUGUAAUGUUUUUAAUAAAAUUUUAUUCAUUGAUAUUUGCUUUUUAUUAUUAAAAUUUUUAUUGUCUCAUGUGCAGAUUCUCUGGACAUUCUCUAUUUACCUCGAGUCUGUAGCUAUUUUACCACAGCUGUUUAUGAUGAGCAAGACUGGUGAGGCUGAAACAAUAACCUCUCACUACUUGUUUGCAUUGGGUAAGAAAAUUAUUAUGAAUUAUUUUCAUUUGUUGGAAUUAAAUGCAAUUUAAACCUCACCAUAUACAUUAUUCUAAGUUUCUCACAUCUGGGGCCAUACUCCAAAAUAUUGGCUUGAAAUUUUGUUUUUAAUAUGUCAGAAUUACACUUAAGUAUUUGGAAAUCCACUUUCCAAAAAGGUGAAGGCCCAUUGCAACGUCAAAUUUUCUCUCCACAAAUCUGCCAUCUCUAAAUGGUCAAUGGGAAUCUAGCAUAGGAAUAGAAGACAUCUUUUAGUUAUUAAAACAAGACUAAGAAGUUACAUGUAAGUAAAAAAUGUGACAUGGAUAUUUUGCAUCAAUGAAAAUAAUUAUUUAUUAAUCACCAGGUUCCUAUCGAGCACUCUACAUUCUGAAUUGGAUUUACCGCUACUAUUUUGAAGGUUUCUUUGAUUUGAUAGCUGUAGUAGCAGGCUGUGUCCAGACCAUUCUCUACUGUGACUUUUUCUACUUGUACAUCACUAAAGGUAAUUAUCAUUUUCUCUAUCUUGUUGUACUGAUAAAAGUGGGUCUAUUUGUCAAGUGUUCUGAUCUGGAACUUGACAUGAGAAAUUUAUUUUUUGUUAGCUUUUAUGAUAAUAUGUGUUAUAUGUGUAUAAAGAUUUAGGUCUUUCUUUCUCAAAGUUAAGCUGAUCAUUAUUUUUAUUUGAUAAGAUUAUUUUUACCUUCAACUUCAAGUAUUCUGUUUGAAAGCUAAAAUCACAUUAGGAGAUAAACACUGUCAUUGUGUUGUGCACAUCAAAUGAAAGUUCAUAUAGUUACAUAAAAUAAAAUAUUGUUUUAUAAUGUACAGUUAAUAUUUGCACUAAAAUAAAUUCUUAGAGAUAAGGACCUAAAUCUUUAUUUAGGUUUCGGCAAAGAAACUAGGUAAGUUGUGUCCCUCAAAGAAAAGUGAAUUGGUUCACCAACUUAAUUCAUUUAGAUCAUUGCCUUUUCCUUUACCUUGAAAAACACAUUUGUGUCAAAUGAUUUAGGAAAAUGAUUUCUUGGGUACAUAAUUUAUCGACCAAUACAAAUAACAAUAUAGUUAUCGGAAUGAUUUUAAGAACUAUAGUUAAUUUAUUAGGUUUUUCUAAUGAAGGCUGUGAACUACAAAUGGACCAGCAUUAAUUUUAUUUGUAGUCUGAAAUUUCCUUCUCAUUAUAGAACCCAUUAUCUUAUGGAACUAUUAGAAACUAAAUUUGAAUUUGUAAAAGUGAAAUGCCAAAACUGCAUGAUAUUAAGAAGUUUAAGUAUUAUUUGAAAAUGCCUUAGAUUUACAACAGACAAGCUUUUAAAUAAUGAUGUCUGCAAAUUAUGCUAUAUGUCUCUUUAUAAAAACUUGCUAACUGCAUAUAAAAUAUUACACAAAUGUUUGCAAUAUUGCAUUGAAAAUCUCAGCUCAAUAAAUUUUACUUAAACAAGUGUUGUUUUUUUUUUGCUUGAAACCUUGUUAAUUUUUAAGAAAAAUAUGUUUUCAAGAAUGGCAUGGUUUAAUAAAAACACUGAGAUUUAUUGGUUUCCUUAGUACUAAGACCUUGGAAUGAAUAACGAUUUAAAUAUCAGAUAAUGUUCCAAUUUAUUUAAACCAGUAAUUGUGUCUUAAACAUUGAUAACUAUUAAUUUAUUCAUGAUGCAUGGGAAUUUGAAAAUUCACUAAUGUUAACAGCACGUGGAUAAACCGUACAAGUUGUUUGUUAUUUUAAAAAAAGGGUAUAGAUUCAGAAUACCGCAUCAAUGAAAUAGGUGGUGAAAUUAUUUUUGUUCUUAAAUUUUCAAGAUUCACCCUAUUUCGUUUUUUUUUCUUCUAUUAUUUAUCAUUUCUAUGUCAACAAGUUGUCAGAUGAGUCUAAAAGUCCAGACCCAUGCUCUUACUUUAGAUAUGAAUUUGUGGGAGUUACAUAAAGCUCGCUAAUGAGCUUGAGUCUUGCAUGUGUUAACCCUUUUUAUUUUCUACAAGAUUUAGCUGUCUCCUGUUCAUUGUUCUAAGUAUUUUUUAUUCCCUGCUACUUUCAGUUUUGGUGAAUGGCAGGCAAUCAUUUUAACCAUUUUUGGUCUACUUGCCAUAUUUUUUAACAAAUGUAGUUCAUAAUAAAGGUUUUCUUUUUUUAAGCAUUAAGUUAUACCCGCGUAUAAGUUUAAAAUCUUAAUUUGAUAUCUAUGGUAUGUAGGAAAUCACAUACUUGCUGUGUUCUCACUAUUAAAAUGAUAUUUUAUAUAAAUCCCAUGUAACCAUUGAAAGAAUAUUAAUAUUUCUGGUUGAUUUAUGUAUAUUCCAUUUGUUCUAUUUUUAGUAUUGAAAGGAAAGAAGCUCAGCUUACCGGCAUAAACAUUGUGUGAACAAGUUCAAGAUUCUGCUACUGCCAUCUCGUCACAGAUGUGUAUGAAAGGUUUCAGGCCCAUUUGAGUCAAUCUGUAUCUUAUGGAACAGAACACUUGUUGGCAAAGGGAUUUUAAGUUGUCUUUUCAUUUAGAUAUUUUUUUUAAAUCUGAGAGGUGUGGUGUAUAUAAUUUUAGUGCUUACAUUCAUUUUAAGUCUCUUCAGCUCUAAGUCACUUUUACUAUGAGGAAUAUAUCAUAGCCUUCUCAACCUUUUAAUCAAACAUUAAGUUGUUCUUUUAAGAAAAAUGAAAAUGUCAGUAUGGUAUUCUAAGAAACAGCAAAACAGUUUUAAUUGAUCAAGUUUAAAAAAAAUAUUUGGGUGCUUUUCAAGCUUGGCUUUCUGUUAAAGGUUGAGACUUUGAACAAUGUAAUACUGAGGUUGUAUUUUAUAGAGUGUUUUCAGUAUUUUGAUGUGACCAAGUAUUCACUUCUUUUUCAAUCAGCUUCUCAUUAUUUUCCUAAAUGGUGAUGCAAAUCUACUCUUUGAAUUUCAGCCGUUUAAGUUCCAGUCAUUUGCUAGGACAUACAAUAGUGUGCUAUGAAAAUGGUGUGAGAAAGAUUCAUGCAUGCAUGAUGUGUAUUUGUUUAUCUUCUCAUUUUGCUGGGAAUAACCUUUUUCUCUUCAAAUUUCUUGCAAGCAAUGAUGAAAGCAUGCUUCAAUUUGCAGGUAAAGCUGGGAGCAACUUCUUUUUUACAUUAUAAUUAUAAGUUAACUUGUAACAAGUCCUGCGUUUGUGAAUAUUAGCAAUUAUCAUUAAAAUACUGUAUUCAUCGAAUUUUCCUUACUUUUUUCUUGUUUUGCUUUCUAAAUAUUUGGUGUACUUAUACUUAAUGGGUUCUUUUUAAUACUUAUUAUUAAAGAAACUUGUUCUGACUUGCAUAUAUAUUAGCAGGUUAAUUAAAAACGUUCUUCAGGUGCUAGGAUGAUUUGGUCAAAAGGAGAAAUUAAGUGGCAUUCUAUACUGUGUGUAGAGUUAUCUUGCAAGAGAGAGAAAAUACUAAAUGCCUACUUACCUUUGCCAUUAUGGUUUACAAUGGUGCAAAAACUUAAUCUUCAGAAAAGAAAAAACAAACAUUUUGAAAGCUAAAGAAAGUAAUUCAUUUUUCUAUAAUUAGACCAGAAAAAUUACAUGUGAUGCUGAUUUUUACCACAUCAAUGAUAACACAAUUAUAACAACUCGGAUGUUAUGUUUUCACACAGUACUUUAACUAUUAGUAUCAAACUAAGUCACUUUUAGUACCUCAACCACAUACAAUAGAAUGUUGGUUUAGGGUGUGUUAACCAUUUGUGUUGCAGUCUUGCCCGAAAAUGUGAAUUUGUGCAUGUGUCUAAAGCAUGAUUUUUUUAUAAGUGUUGAAGCUGUGAGUUUAUGCCAAUUAUGUUUUAUUUUCAAACUUAUUUUUAGCUUGAAUGAUUGAUAGCAUCAGCCAAAUUGAGUUCCUUAUUUUUGGCAGAAAUUGACUGGAAGUAUACUGCAAACUUAAGUAAUUGCAUUAAUAUACACCAUUAAUUCCCUUUAAUUAUAUUGAAAUUCACCAGUGACAGAAAAAAAUAUCACAUGUUUAAAGAUUCAUGAAACAAAGUGUUUGUGAUCAGUUGCCGAAUAAAAAAGAAAAUGGUCAUGAAUAUGGGCAAUUUAAUUUUCAUGUAAAAUUCUUUUUACCAUUGCACAUGUUGUUUUUUUUAAUUGAGUUUUUGUGCGUUUUUUAUGUGAGUUAAUAUUUAUUUAUAUUAGAUAGUUGUUUCCUCUUCCACUUUUACAUUUGGUUUCUACUUCAAUUUCUAUGUGACAUAUGUUUCAUUUUGUACAUCUCUGGUGACAUGAAUAGAAUAUCUAUCAUAUCAAAUAUAAGUGUUUUAUGAACCAUCAGCAUCUUAUUCUUAUUAGAGUAAGUCAAACAUUUGAAGUUACUUUAUUUUAGGAGAUAUAAAUUUAAGAAUGCCUUGAGUUCCUUAGUUUGUAUGAGUUUGCUAGUAUUGUGUUGCAUUUGCCAGCUGUAAACCUGAGUAAUUCUCAAGUUAACUGUAUUUAGUGAAGUUCUGCUUUGCCUGCCUGUCAAAAUCCACAUCAAAGAUGCAUGUCAAAUUCUGGCAUGACUCUGGUUUUAACAUUCACUUCAAAUCUUUAUAUCUGUGGCUAACAAGGCAGUCGGUAAUUGUACAUACAGUCAUUCUAUCUGUAGCAUAAAGUCUCAAAGAAUGAAUGCUGCAUGUCCGGCUCAAGUCAGUGAGUGCAUGCAUUUUGAUGUCUUAGAUGAUGACAUGUGGCGUUAGUUAUAAAUAUUGAAAUUACAUUGUUACAUGCUGUAUGAUUAAACAUAUUAAUAUUUAUAUUUCAAAUUUCAUUUUCUUACUUUUUAGUUUCUGUAUAAUUGACUAACAAAUAUGUGUUUUUUUCAUAGCUUUAACGAGGGAUUGGCUUUGGGCUAUGUUACUACAAUGAACAAUUAAGAAGUUUCACUAACAUUUAUUAACUUAACUUUAAAAAAGUUUUUGAAACAGCUACAAUAGCUUAUGGGAAUACUCUUCUUAAACUUAUUGAAAGUGACUAUAUUUUUCACCCUAUUGUACAUUUCUUUUACAAUAAAUUCUAAGACUUAAAAUUAACAGUUAUGAAAUAAAUGUAAGGCACAAUGAAAAAAAGAUCCUAUUUCUUUUAAAUAUUUUAUUCUUUAUAGAAGAAAUUACAACCUUGUAAAUAAUGAUUUUAAAUAUAUUUUUCUGAGAAAGAGGAAUAUCAAAAGAUAUGGAUAAAACUAAAUGGUAUGAACAUGUUUUGAAUCAAUAAGAACAAUAUCUGUAAUGAGAGAUCCAUAAUCACUUAAAAGAUGUACCUGUACGAUAUAUAAAUAUAUAUUAUAUCUAAUCAUUACAAUCACAUUUUAUUGACAAUUUAAUUGACAAGAACGUAGCCUUUUCCUAAAAAUUUGAACUCAUAGUUUCCAUUACAGGCACAUAAGACAGGCCCCAUAUUUUGAGGUGGAAAAAGUGUGUCCUAAACUCUUGAAAAUGCAUUACUUCUGUCAAUUAAAUGUACAAAAAAGCUACAUUAAAC